Dicrocoelium dendriticum is the source of this 3751-nucleotide messenger RNA. The record is from the annotation of a GenBank genome assembly. Lineage: Eukaryota; Metazoa; Platyhelminthes; Trematoda; Plagiorchiida; Dicrocoeliidae.
AGAAGUGAAUAUUCCGAUGAAUCAGGAAUCCAGUCUACCAAAGCUUUUUAACCAAUUGAAGCAAUGGUGGCAAUCGGUGUCCAGUUCCGGUUUUGGAAGCAGAUCAAAUUCCCGAAGGCUAUCCACAUCCAGCACUCUGAAGUCACAUACGCCCAUCUCAGCUCCUUCCACCUUAAACGGAAGCGUCAAUUCACGCGCCAGUCGCAUCACUCCAUUGAGUUUCAGUGAAAAAGUUAUAGAUUUUGCGCGUGUACGUAAAUGUACGGAUGAACCACCAGUUUUCCAAGGAGUCCUGGAGACAAGUUACGAAGUGGACCUAUACGUGCCGGAUGCACGACACAGCAACGGCGACGACGACCAAAAUGCAUUCCUUCUUUUCUGCCACGUGCAACCAUCUGCCGUAGACGUCACUUUCCUAUGGUCAAAAGAUGGAUCAGAGAUAGUGCCCCAAUCAAGGGUCGUCAGCCAGCAAACAGCAACUCAACUACGAAUUAACUUUCCGCAGUGCAGUGACAGCGGAAAAUACACCUGCGAGGCAAUCAACCCUAGUGGGCGAUGUGAAACUUCAACACACAUUCAGGUUCGACCUAAAACGGGAAAUGAACAGAAUAAAUCUUUACAUAGUCAUGCGGUAACUGCGUCGAGCAUAAAACUCCCGGAUUGUAAGCACAAGAGACACCGCACUGCAGACGAGGAGGAAGCGUUGCCAGACUCGCAGAAAGGCAUCGGCGACUGCUCUGGUGUUGGAUUCAGAUCAACAGAGAUCAUAGAAGGAAUGCAAACCAUAGUCAUGCCACAUUAUAAAAGCGCAUGUGAGAAUGAGAGAGAGGACGUUAAAACACUUCCAGAAUGGGAUCAAACAGAGCCAACCGAUUCAAUAGCGCUCCUUGUGUUAGCGGAGGAAUCUUUUGUGAAUACUCAAAAGCACAUCAGACCAUGCGAAACUGUCAUUCGCAGCUCAGAAUUAAACCCUGCUUCUUCUCUACAACCGGAUAGUACUCUGGGCGUUGCGGCGGUAAGAACGAGUAAGCGAAAAAGCAGUUAUCCAAUGUCAGUUAUUGACUCACGAAUUGGCCGAGUAACGAGCCCGUUGACUUUAGAAAAUAACAAUUAUCAGCCCCAGAAGGAGAAAAGUAAUGGUUCGGAUCUUCGUGCAUUAAAGAUGCGGCCCAUCAAAAGAGAAGAUGAUCCAACAAGAUGGACAGUGAGAGAACUACGGGACAUUUACGAGGCUAAGGGGAACCAAACAAGGGGUGGUUUUACACAUUACCUAUCUCACUCUGGCCGAUGGAGAAAUGUCUCAGGGUCUGCUCCGAAUACGCUCAAACCCCUCCGAGGACCGAAGGAUGAAGUUGGACAAAAACCAUCGGAGGCUUGGAUACAAGAACGCGAGAGUGAACCCAAUGGAGCUACAGAUGGACGCUCUCAAGAUAUUUCUGUGUCCAUCGGAAUGCAUGCUCAAGUACACACAUCAAUACACAGGAUCCAAGCUGAUGAAACUGUCGGGCGAGAAACAGAUUCGGUGAACGGUUCGGGCCUGGUCAGUACGAACCACAGGCAACAAUUCGUGAAAUCUCACUCACAACUCUACAGGGAGCAUGCCGAAACUCUUGAAUCAACACCGUCACAAAUCAGACAGUUGUCAGUGUUGUCGGCCGAACAUAGACUGAACGGAAUCCAUCAAGAUGGUUCCACAAUGAACGAAGGGAAUGACGGAGUUGGCAACGAUGAAAUACUUCAACCAACUUCCUCAAGCACCGGUGUUACAAGAAGAGAUCGGGCUUCAGAAAGAAAUUUAAUAAAUGCCUCGGAUAAAUUAAGGGAAGCUAAAAUUACAGACAAACAUCUGACAGAGACCGGGACCACAAACGAUGCGAAUACUCUAAGAUCAAGGACUCCUCACCAAACUAUGAAAUCAGCUAGCGGGGACAUUAACACUCAGGAGAUAGAGCCAACAGUCGACCAGCGCUCUUUGUCCAGUAACCACAAAGGGGACAACAGUCACCCGAAACUUGUGGCUGACAUAAACAAUCAACUGCUACCCAAAGAGUGGCCCUCUAGACCGAUUGAGAAAUGUCUGCUGGCCAUGGGAACAACCAUGAAGGCUAACGGAAUACUGGACCAUGUAGACGAUAAAAAAUGGCUUGUGAGGCACGUACAUCGGCUCCCUGUGGAACAUUUUCAAACGUAUAGUAAAAACAGACAGAGUGAUACCGUUAAUGCAGCUGACGAAAAGUGGUCAUCCGACACGCAGUGUAUCGACUGUGACAAAACGACGGAAGAACCAAGAGAUAAAUUGGGCACAAACGCUAACAAAACAGGCUCGAUAUCCAACGAAAGACCGUUGGGACUUAAACCUAAUCCGGCAGUCACCUCUCGACAUCAGAAAGAUGUGACCUGGUCGAGAGCUUUUGAAUCAGUGAGACAGAUUCGAGCAGAGUUCUCAGAAGCGCAGCUAGGACAACGACCCAUUAUCCAAGAGCAUUUGUUAAACCCCAUCCAAUCAAAAGGUAUUGACGCCUCGUGCGCAGAGAGAAGACAGACCACUGUUGAAAAGCUGGUCACAAUGACAAAUAAUACACCAAGCAUAAAUUCAGAGACUGGUCUGCUAACGCAUUCAAGUUUGGGGGAGGUACCACGCGAAGCAUCUUCUGCCUUUGCCGAAAGUGUGCUCCCAAAUAGCACACAAACAAGGAUGCCAGAAUUUUCUUCGGAAACUGCAUGCAUCAACAAGUUGGCCUCAAAAAGAAAAGAAGUCAACUCUACUGAAGACUCAGUGAACGUCAAAACAAUGCGAGACGUUGAUCCCAACCAGCAUUUUCUUCCGAUGUCGCCUCUGGGAGAGGGUCAGUUCGGCAAAGUUCAUGCCUGCGUGUGUCGCAAGACCGGUGCAAAUUAUGCACUGAAAAAGUUCCGUUUCGCUCGCUUGGCCCGACACCAAGGUGAACUAAUGGAGGUCGCGGUGCUUCGAGCGCUUGGCAAACAUCCACAGAUCGCUCAUCUGGUCGCCGCUUUUGAGUUCAACGGCUAUUGCACUCUCAUCACGGAACUAGUUACGGGAGGUGCGCUAUUUGAGCGCAUCGAAGCUGAGGGAUGUCUUGAUGAGGCCAUAACCGUACAAAUUAUCAAACAGCUGCUGAAGGGUUUGGAGCACUUGAAAAACUGCAAAGUCCUUCACUGCGAUUUGAAACCAGAAAACCUAAUCAUGUGCAAACCUCGAGGAUAUCAGCUGAAGAUUAUUGAUUUCGGACUGGCUUGUUUUUAUGAUACUAGUCAACCAAGACGUCGACCAGCUGGGACACUCACUUACUUGGCGCCGGAGACACAGAAUUAUGAUCCUCAGUCUUAUGCAACAGAUCUGUGGAGCGUGGCUGUUAUAGCCUACGAAAUCCUUGCAGGUAUCACUCCGUUUGAGGUGCCACAUGAAGGUGACCCGGAGCGAAAACUGAGCAAGAAUGAGAUAUCAAUCAACAUUACCAAGGUGCGAUACACACUGGAGGAGAGUGGCAUAGUAGACGCGUCUGCCGAGGCGAAAGACUUCAUCAAGAAGAUUCUUGUGCGGCAGCCAGAGAAACGACCAUCUGUGGAAGAAUGUCUCAAACACGCGUGGAUGACGAUGUCUGAUGUGGCGCGGCCAACAGUCACGCGGAAUCUUUCGUUGUACAGACGCAGUACCCGCAGAAAUAUAAACAGAGGAGAAAAGACCCCCGGUCGGACCCAUAGUUUGAACAAAUCGGAAACGGACAGAUAA